This is a messenger RNA of Marmota monax (woodchuck), 2756 nucleotides long. RefSeq names its product fibroblast growth factor binding protein 3 (gene Fgfbp3). Gene Ontology annotation, molecular function: growth factor binding. Gene Ontology annotation, biological process: cell-cell signaling. The transcript has a single exon. The record is from RefSeq and is a predicted model, not a curated record. Bases 262 to 1035 code for a protein of 257 amino acids. NCBI's taxonomy places the organism in Eukaryota, Metazoa, Chordata, Mammalia, Rodentia, Sciuridae.
GUAUAAAUAGUUUCAAACAGUAAGCUGUUUCUUCCCAGGAAAGCUUUUCAGAGGGGGCCCCUCGCAACUAGGGGAACCAAUUUCUAGGAAGUCUGGGGAGGGAAGUUCACAGGUGCAUGUGCCUGGGCAUAGGGCUGCACAGGGCUCAGUCGGUAGUGGUUUCUGCCUCCAUCCGCAGAUCCGGGGAUGCUCCUCGCCUCGCCUCGCCUCCACUGAAGUACUCAGGGGUCCCAGAAGAGUACAGUGCGGACACCGCGGGCCAUGAGUCCUCCGAGACUACAAUCGUCUCUCUCGCUGCUGCUGCUGCUGCUGGGCGGUUGCCUCCACGCUGCUGCCGGGAGGGACAAGGGGGCAGCUGGCAGCGUGGUGAAAACGUCCUCUGGCUCUAUGGGUGGCUCUUCUGGUCGUUUCAUGAGCCCGGAGCAGCACGUGUGCAGCUGGCAGCUCCUGCUGCCUACCCCAGGGGCCACCGCCCGCAGCGAAUUGGCGCUGCACUGCCUGGGCCAGGACGGGGCGCGCCACCAGUGUGCCUACCGAGGAGAGCCAGAGCGCUGCGCCGCCUACGGGGCUCGCCGCUCCCACUACUGGAAGCAGGUGCUGGGCGGGCUACGUAAGAAACGGCGGCCCUGCCACGACCCUGCGCCGCUCCAGCCCCGCUUGUGCGCUGGCAAGAAGGGCCACGGCGCCGAGCUGCGCCUGGUGCCCGGCGCGUACCUCCCCGCCCGCCCCACCGCCGCGGGCUUCCCCCGGGAACCCAGGCUAAGGGUCAGGAGCCGGGGGCUGCCUCGGCAGCCUGCUCCCGACCCUGCGGCGGCGGCUCCACCUCCCGCGAACUCGCUGCCCAAGGAAAAGCCCUCCGAGAGGAAGACCAGAGCAGGCAAGAGGAAGGGGACCUCGGGCCCCUUGGAGGAGCGACACAAGGGGCCCGGGACCGGCUCCGAAGGGCUGGAGGAGAACGCACAGCUCACGGAGACUUAUUGCGCUGAGAAGUGGCACUCCCUCUGCAACUUCUUUGUGAAUUUCUGGAACGGCUGAGGCUGCCGGUCUGGGGAGGGACGUGGGGACAGGUGUGAGGGAAGAGCACGUCAGCGCGGUUGGGGCAGGGAAGCCAAGAGCAUCUUAGACCAAGGGGUACCAGGAUAGAGUGUGAAGGAGUCCGGAUUCUGCAAUGGGGCAGGGGAGGGCUGGGAGCUUAGGGUGAGAGUGUAGGGGGGUAUGGAGAAUCUCUGAAGCAGCAGAAAGGUUUUUUGUUGUUGUUUUGCUUUUACUUUAGAAAAAUUAAACAAUUUUGAAGCGUCUCGAUUUUGAUUAAAAGCAGAAGAAAUAGUGGAAACAGAAAUAGGUGUACAUUUAAAUAUGCAAAAACUGUAGGCUGGGGAGAGGUACAGAGAUAGGCUGGGAAUAAGAGGCAGAUUAGUGAUUAAAGUGAUGAGACUUCCUCAUGAUGAGAAGCAGGGUACAAUGUACCUUAACAAUUUAUGAAAAAAUGUAACCAUGACCAAUAGAUAAUGUACACCAGGCAGAAUUGUUCAUUGUCUUCUUAUCUAAUAGCUGACGAGAUGACAAAUUUUUUUUUUCCUUUUCUGAAUUGUCACAACCUUUGGUGUAGCUUAGCAUCACAGACCAUUUCUAUGGAGACAGGUCAAAACUGUCUCCACGAAAAGAUUUUCAGGAUGAUUACCUUUUAACCUAAUGUUCUGAAACUUUCCCCAUUAACCUUCAAAAUUCAGAAAUGUAGAAGUUGAAGGCUCUAGAAGGUCUUUUUAAAGAAAACAAAUAAGUCUCUUUAUUUUGAUCAUCCUUUUAAAAACAGUUAAAUUGUGAAGAUCUCAUUUUGACCAUUCUCUCUUUCAUGUAAUUAACUGCUAAUGUAUUUCAGUUUUAAUAUGAUAUAAUGAUUGACUUUGCACUUUUUAGGUGCACAAUAAAAACUGUCUGAUUAGAUUUAAAGAACCAGCAAGGCAAUGGAAAUUCUGCUGCAUUUGACUAUUUCCAAGCACACCUUGAAUUAAGUUCUCAAACACAUCUCGAAUCGAUCUUGUUUAAGAUUACUUCUCAUUUUCCCUCCUUCCCUCUUUCUUCCUAUUUGGAUUAGUUGUCAACAUUUAAAAAUUAGAUAAUUUCAUAUUAAAAUCUAGAUUUCUGGUUGUCUUGAAAAAUGAUCUGGGGGCUGGGGAUGUGGCUCAAGCGGUUCAAUCCUCACCACUACAUACAAACAAAGAUGUGUCCGCCGAAAACUAAAAAAUAAAAUGUUGAAAUUCUCUCUCUCUCUUUAAAAAAAAAAGAAAGAAAAAUGAUCUGGCAACACUGGAUUUACCUUCUCACAGGGGAACUAUUGAUUGACAAUUGGCUCUUUUCAGAUAUAUUUUCUAGAGUUCUCCAUUGUUCCUUCAUCUUAUGAAUCAACUUUAUUAAUUUAUAUUACCAGCCUGAGGUCACUGGACAUUUAAAUCACCCCUCAAUAUGAAGUUUUUACCUUUUGCUGACCUGUUCUUUUCACCCCUCCCCUUUUAAAAUAGUAGUAAAUGUAACAAUUGCAUCCUGAUGUUUUCCCUCUCUGACCUGCCUCCAGGAAAUGUAAAAUAUUUUAUACUUAUUCUAUAUAUUCUUGUAUUCACACAUUUUUAAAAACAUUCAGAUUCAACAUACUUUCAGGCCAAGCUUAUGAGUUCACACUCUUAACAUUGACCUUUAUAUAAAAUUCAUUAUGGCCAAAAAAGGGAAACUUGGGGACCUGGAGACUACUCCCCAAAAAU